UUCAGGAAUCCCACGUGACGUCACCAAAGGGUGAUGUAAUGCUUCUCUAAAUAGAUCGUAUUGUAAUCUUUCCUCAGUCCAACGUGGUUCCUUCAGAAAGUGUGGUGCAUCUUCUCCAGACUUCUGCGGUAUAUGAGGAGCCAGUGACAGUGAUGAACUCCGAGCAGGAAAGGCCGUUCGUGUGCAGCGCCCCGGGCUGCUCUCAGAGAUUCCCUACAGAAGAUCAUCUAAUGAUUCAUCGGCACAAGCACGAGAUGACCCUCAAAUUCCCCUCCAUCAAAAAUGACAACAUGCUGUCAGACCAGACACCAACCCCAACGCGCUUCUUGAAGAACUGUGAGGAAGUGGGUCUCUUCAGCGAGCUGGAUUGCUCCAUCGAACAGGAGUUUUGCAAAGCUCAGGAGGAGGAGGACAGCAAACAGAAUAUCACUCUCCAUGGGCAGGGAGGUCCUAACCAACACCAGCAGACCCACUCAAGAAUGGCCAACCAUGACAGCAGCAUAGUGAUCCAGCAGGCACUACCCUCACCCCAGUCCAGUUCUGUCAUCACUCAAGCCCCUUCCACCAACAGACAGAUUGGGCCAGUGCCUGGUUCCCUUUCCUCGUUGUUGCACCUGAGGAACAGACAGCGACAGCCACUGCCGGCCUCCAUGCCUGGCACUUUGCCCGACCCGACUAUGCAAGGAUCGUCUGCUGUUCUGAUGCCUAUGGAGAGGCAAAUGUCUAUGGGCUCCAACAUGAUGGGCAUGCAAGGCCCCGCCCACAACAGCUCAUGCUCCUCCCCUCAUGUUCCAUCCAUGCACUCAGAAGCAAAGCUGAGACUGAAAGCUGCCCUUGCCCACCAUUCAGGGGGAAUGGCGAAUGGCAGCAUAAACUCCAUGGGCCACAUGAUGGAGAUGAUGCCAUCGCGGCAGGAUCAGACCGGUCACCACCACCUGCACUCACAUCCUCACCAGCACAUGCAGGGUCCUCCCCACGGAUACCCACACCAUGCCCACCACCACCCCAGCCACGCACAGAGCGUCCAUCACCACCCACAAAGCCACGGGCACCACAACUCCCACCCGCCCCACCUGCACCCUGCACACGGACACCAGACCUCUCCACACCAACCCAUGCACUCUGCUGCUUCACAGUUAUCUCCAGCUGCGCAGCAAAUGCAGCCGACGCAGACCCUUCAGUCCCCGCCGCCCAGCGGAGGUCGUCGCAGGCGGGUCGUGGACGAGGACCCCGACGAGCGCCGGAGGAAGUUCCUGGAGAGAAAUCGCGCGGCCGCCACACGCUGCAGACAGAAGAGGAAAGUGUGGGUGAUGUCGCUAGAAAAGAAAGCAGAAGAGCUCACCCAAACCAACAUGCAGCUGCAGAAUGAGGUCACCAUGCUAAAGAACGAGGUGACACAACUUAAACAGCUUUUAUUGACACAUAAGGACUGUCCCAUCACCGCCAUGCAGAAAGAGUCUCAAGGUUACCUCAGUCCAGAGAGCAGUCCUGCAGGAAGUCCCACCCCUGUCACUCAGCAGCAAGUCAUCCAGCACAAUACCAUCACCACCUCCAGCACAGCACCCAAUCACCGCACAGAUAUUAACCCCAUCCACUAGAGACUUCACCCCGACGCCCCCACCACGCUGGACAUCCCGACUGCAAAUUCUGGACAGACACACACCUCUGUGCCUCUGUGGCAGCUUAUUCUUCUAUUUGUGAUUUGUAAAUGUAAAAUGACUACCAAUUUGUUUAGCUCUGUGUGUUUUAUGUUUUCUUUUGAGUCUGCUUAAAAAAGGGAGUCUGCAUAAAUCAUCGGCCACCAUCUCACUCGUCAAGGACAUCGCUAAUGGAAACGCAACUGUUACAUCUGUUCCUGGAUAACUACUGGACCACUGCCUUUACAAAUGACAGAAUUCAGAUCGCUGGAUAGCUUUUGCUAUGAAUUUUCCAUUGCCAAAAAGAUACUGUCCUUUCAUUUCUGUUUAUUGUUAUAACAAUUCUUCUCACAUUCCCCUUUUUAUCCAAUUCAAAAGGAUAAAUUAGGAAGGUCAGUGUCCAUUGGGAGUUCCUAAUGAAAGUAACCUGAAGCAAUAUGAAUCUCUGACAUGCUCAGCAAUCUGAUUGUCUUCACUUGCUCGCUCGGACCAGAAUCUAGAUCAGAUUAAGUUCACCCUAUUAGCUCCUGUCAUUUCAGAUAUCAUUUCAAAAGUUAUCUUCGUGAAACAAAACAGCUUUCACUCCUAAGCUGGUACAGAUCAUGUAAAUGGAAUGCAUUUAUCAAGCUCACACAGGCUUAUUUGAGCAUAUGCCCUGCUGAACAUGUGUGAGAUUUCGGAGUAUUCCCAGAGUGGCCGGAUCACAGCUGCAAUAGUGUUGCACCAGGAAGACAUCUCACUUGGCGUUCAAACUCUUCGGAAUACACCAUCAGCUGUUUCAUUUUAAUCUGGCGUAACUUCUGGUCGAAUUUACCCCUGGUUCUCCUCAGUUUGCAUGACGCCUCUACUGGCAGUUAUUUCGGUAUCUGUUUUGGAUCAGCGAGUGGACUAAGUAUUACGCACAUACAUCAAUACAUUUUUAAGUAUGUUUUGUGCUCAUAUGUGGGCCUUCCAACCACAUCCAAAACACUCCAUCUAAUCUUGAACCAGAAUAAUGCCAUGGAAAACUUGGAAGCUUUUGCUUUACCUGAGGCUAUGGAAAACUUCCACUGAAGCCAAAUGCAUUGUUAAAUGCUACUUAAAAUUAGCUUUCGUUUUGGCUCAAAGUAUUGUUUAGAUCUUCCUCGGGCAUUCUGACUGUGAGGUAAAUUAAAUUUAAUAGGAUUAAAUGUAAUAAGAUAUAUUUUGAUACAUCCCAGUUUGUUUGGUGCCUAGGAAAUCAUAUGAGGCUUUCUUCUUGAAAUGGACCAUGGUAAAUUCUGCACUUCACUAUAGUUUUUAUGAAACUAUCAGGCUCCAUCAAAGGUUCUGGAAAUGUGCUGUUGAUUUUGAGAUGUUAUUAUACAGUCAGCAACUUACUGUAAGGGGCCGUUCACCAAGAAUGCAUUUUUGCAAUUGUAAUAUGCAAAAGGAUGGUUCUCAAGAUCCGUGUGAUUUUUAUAGAGCAGAGACGCACAAAAACAAACCCCUUCCAGUGCACUGGUAUGUUUUCUUAUUUAAAAAAUCUCAAAAUGCACCACAAAACCAUGGCGUAUUUAUUGUUACUGUGUUCCCUUACUGUAAAAUACAUCCCAUUUUCUUAACCGCCUCAAGUGAGAACAUGCAUUUUAUAACUCACAACUCAAUUUUACAGUGUCUCAGUGUGUAAUGUGUAAUUCUUACCAGUCCAUAAUACUCUGAUUCACAUCCUAGGGAGCUGAUUGAGACACACCUGAAUAAACGUCAUACAAUGGAAUGCAUAAAUGCAUUCUGUGUGAACUGCCCUGAUAAUAACAUGCAGAGAUUAACUUUGUAAGGGAUGUGUGGGCAAGGUCCCAUAUACCUCAUGAGUGCAUGAUCUUGGAGCGAUGAGCUAUAAGAUGGCCACUGUGACUUUAAGACUUGAGUCCUAAAUGCCAUAAAGACCGUGACACACCAAACCAACAUUAAAGAACUAGCGGCGAUGAAAGGUGACAGUUGUUGUCUUGCGUCGCAUGUGUUUGGGCCAAAAAGUUGCCGCAAAGGCUAUAGCCAAAGACCAGCUAGUAUGCACAUUCUGCAUAUGCAUAAAAGGAAAUAACUGUCCGUACCAGCAGGUGGCAGUAGUUGGCGACUGCAUUCCUCAUUCCAAAAGGGAAACCGAACUACAGAUAUACAAACUGUAAACAAAGCAGUGCUUUCGUACAACUUACCUUAUCCCAGAUGUUAUUUCGUUGCCAUAUCAAUAUUUGCAUACCAGAACGCUCAGGUAAGAUGUAAAAUUAGAACAGCCAUCUGUUUGUUUUUUUUUUUUCUUAGUUUUUCUUCUUGGGCACUGGUUCGCUAGGCCAAGCAGCCAAUCCAGCGCUACCUCACAACUAAUUCAUAUGUGCUUUGCGAAGUGGUUAAUGCAUACAAAUGUGUAUAAUUCACACUUGUAUUUCUGUGAGGGGCAGGUUUAGGGGUGCUCAUUCAUACGAAUUCCUACUAAUUUUCCACCUCGUAAUAUGCAUAUGUUUUUUCGCAAAAUGUACAAAUUCGUACAAGAGAGGUCGUAGUUGGAGUCAUCUCGUAAAACAGAUUGAGUUAGCCAAUCAGAGUGAUCGUUCUCGCCCACUACCUGGGACUGAUUUAACUAAAGGGACUAAUUUAGCUAAAUCAGCCAAAAAGCCUCAGACAUGGUCCGACUAGUGGUGACGGUGUGGAAGUGACAUUGGCUUGGUGUGUCACAGACUUUAGUCACAUUUUCUUCGUUUAAAUGCAAGUGAAGACACAAUUUGGUCCACCUUUGUUUCUCUCCGCUGCGAAAAUGUAGCAUUGUACUAUUUCUACGCAGGUACUUAUCUAGACCGAUCUAGAUACUGCUUUCCAAAUGUCACUAUGUGCCUGAAUAUGUCUUAAAUACUCACAUAGGGAAGAAUGUCAGUCCUUAGUAAUACCUUGAUAUCAUUGCAUUUAUUUUCAAUUCAGGUUGAACUUUAAGGCCUUGACAUUGUUUAGCUUUUUUGUAAAGACUAAUUACUAGCGUUUUAUUGUGGACACUGUUUUGUUUUUUUUCGGACUCAAUUUGGUGUUAGUAGACUUUCUACCUUCUCGAAACCAAGGAGGCCUGUGGUGAGAAUACAGGCAAGCUGGAAAUGUCUUAUCAUCACGAGGAGAGAUGCACCAAAAUGUUUCCCCUCUGCCGAAAAAGGGCCUUUUUUCCCAGCAGCUAAGCUCAGAACUCUGUUUCAUGUUUUUCACAGUUUGUAGAGGAUUUUUCGUCGCCCUCCUAAAUGGAACAUAUUGAUUCCCUUCGCCUUUCCUCGCAGCACUGUGUUUGGAACGAAAGCGUGCAAAACGACCUCCACAUUGAGAGGUGGAAAUCUUGUAGCUGUCUAUGCACUUUGACCUCUGUGCGCAGCAGAGGAUGGAAUAGCCAUAUAGAAGACUCAGCGAUUCCCAGUUCCUACACCAGCGAGAGCCAGCCACUGUCAAUCUAUGGAGCAACGUAACUUGUACGGACCAAUCGGACUGGAGCCCACGGGAUGGGUCAGCCCAAGAAGGACAUGAUUCAACCCGAAAGCUUGGGUUUUGGUGGUGCUCCUGUAGCUUUAAGACUUUAAACUGUCCCUUUAGAGAAAACCUGUUUGUCACACUGUGAAAUGGGUGACAUCAAGUUGAACUGGAAACACGAUUGUGCUUUUAUUGUUGAUUUUGUUGGACCUUGUGGUGGUUUGAUUGUUUCUAAGCAUUGCUCACGUAGGGUAGUUCACCCAAAAAGUCUUCUGCAAAACACAAAAGGACAUAUUUCGAAAAAUAAGUUUUGUCCAUACAGUGAAUGUCAAUGGGAUCCAAACAUUUUAAGCUUGAUAAAGGUGGUUUGAUUAAUUGAUUAAAUACUAUAUGGUGACAGUAAUAACAAACCUCAUUGGUUUUGGUGUGUCACAUGUUGUGUCAUGUGGUGUGUCACAACACAAAAACCAUUUAGGUUUGAGGUUGCUGCCUUGUUUCCUUAUUUAAUUUGUGCUCCGUGUGAGUUGAUCAGUGAUAACAUGUGAUUCAAUUUGAAAGCGAACAACCACUUUGUACCAUUUCAGAAGACCGGAGCUGUUUGGAUUACUUUUACGCUGCCUUCAUUUAUUUUGUGGACGUUGAAACCCCAUUGACUUUCACUGUAUAGACAAAAAAAAAUACUAAAGCUUUCGUCCAAAUACGUUCUUUAGUGUUCUGCGGAAAAAAAAAGUGAGUAAAGAUUAAAUUAAAUCAAAUUUUUGCGAACUGAAUUACGUCAUUUCAACAGGAAUCCAAAGCAAAAUGAAAUUCAUGAGAAUUUCCCCAUUCGGUUUUCGCAACUGACUCACCGCAUUAACCAACAGAAACGGCUUGGUUUUAAAGCGUCUGUAGUGUAGAGAUUUAUAAAGCGCAUCUCACACAGACUUCAGCAAUGAUUACAAUUUUUGGGUGAACUGUUCCUUUAAAUAACUCAAAUCAACAUUCAGUGUUUUUCGGUGCAUGUAGCGUAAUAGUGUGGCUUCGAACGGGACUCCGACGGCCCAUAAAAGGGGUGGGUUUCGGUGUUUUUGGACCGUGAGCUCGAAAGUUAACGUGAGAUCCGUGUAUGCAUGCAUAUUCACUCCCGUUGGCAUCUCAGACUUCGCACUCAAUGGUUUGCAGUGUUUAACCCUAUGUGAUGAUGUCAUAAUGUAGUGGGAGGGGCUUGUUAAAAGCGGUUUGGAUCUCCGUGGAGGACUUGAAACAGUUUAAAGUUGCAUUUUAUUUCAUCUGCUGCAUCUUUACAUUUCAAAACAAAGUGAUCAGGAUGCCACAUCAUCUUCUCCCCAAGCAACAUAACAUACAAGAACACACUGAACUGGAAAUAUUUCGCUCAUUCUCAGUGAUUAACAUACAUUAAUCUCAAACUAUUGAUUUGGCAUCGGUCUUUGUUAGGAUGGGUGUCUUUUGUAAUAGCAUUCUUAUCAAACCGAGGGAGAUUUUUUUUGUGUGUGUGUGCGCGCGAGUAUAUGUGUGCUUUUGUGUGCAUAGUUUUGUUUUGUUUUUUAGGUGGAGGACAAUGAAUACACAUUAAUAAAAAAUAUAAAUGUAUCAUUGCAGCAAAACUAUAAAUAUUGUAUAAAUUUUCAUUAAUUUUUGUAAUCUUAUUCCCAUAAUGCAACCACCUUUCUUUUUGAAAGGAGUACAUGUUUGGUACUUGUUUGUAAAUAAUGUUUGCGUAGCACUUGCAGUCUUCAAACGUUUGCCUGUUCAUUUCAGAGCUGAAACAUUGCAUAGUUUGUUACGCAUAUUGAAUUCAUGAAUUCACACGCUUGCAUAACUUUGUAUAUUUUAUAUGUUUAUUAAUGCCUUGAACAGUUUGUGUUUAUGCAAAUGUACAGAUGUGAGAUCACAACAGCUAUAUUACAAUAUGAAAAUAAAGCACUUGUUCUUUAACAAA
This is a messenger RNA of Puntigrus tetrazona (Sumatra barb), 7029 nucleotides long. It is a transcript of the gene creb5b, whose product is annotated as cAMP responsive element binding protein 5b. Bases 153 to 1598 code for a protein of 481 amino acids. Gene Ontology annotation, biological process: regulation of transcription by RNA polymerase II. Gene Ontology annotation, molecular function: cAMP response element binding; DNA-binding transcription factor activity, RNA polymerase II-specific. The transcript has 11 exons. The record is from RefSeq and is a predicted model, not a curated record. NCBI's taxonomy places the organism in Eukaryota, Metazoa, Chordata, Actinopteri, Cypriniformes, Cyprinidae.